Messenger RNA from Seriola aureovittata, 7113 nucleotides. RefSeq names its product copine VII (gene cpne7). Gene Ontology annotation, biological process: cellular response to calcium ion. The record is from RefSeq and is a predicted model, not a curated record. Gene Ontology annotation, cellular component: plasma membrane. The transcript has 16 exons. Gene Ontology annotation, molecular function: calcium-dependent phospholipid binding. NCBI's taxonomy places the organism in Eukaryota, Metazoa, Chordata, Actinopteri, Carangiformes, Carangidae. Bases 659 to 2350 code for a protein of 563 amino acids.
CUGAUAAAAAUAUCCAGAACCUGAAGGGAUGUGUCAGUCUAAAUCUAUAAGAGAAAAGCCUUCUGGUGAGCCUGCAGAGAAUGUAAUAGCACAUAGAGACCCUAGGGGAGUAUGACAGAGUAGGGACACGGCAUACAUUUCCUUGGGAUUUUAGUGCACGUUAUUGCUGUCUGAUUCAGGUCCUUAUUAAAAGCUUCCGCAAUGCAUUCACGUUAGUCUCAUUCCUUGUUUUCCAGGCUCGGUUUUGAAUGAAACCCACCGAUAAUCGAGUGAAAGAAGCCCACCUUUACAUCAGCAGCUGGACUCCACUCCCCAAUCUCUUCAAGCCGAGCACACUCCCUCCUCAGCAGUCUAGCCAAUGAGUUUCGGCGGAGAGAGAAAAAAAAAAAAGAAAAAGAAAAGCAAAGCAGUGUGUUAAUGGGAGCGGAUUAAACAAGUGUGUUAAAGAACAACGACAGGUAGGAAGGACUCAACAAGGAAUCUCUGUUCAUUUUGUGACAUCUGCAUCAAGUCAAAAGAGCCUGUCUCCUGUAGGCGUGCCACGUCUUCACUGAACUCCCUCAACCGACCACCACAUUUUCCCAUCCCUCGGAGCUAUACCAACAGCCUCACACCGUACUGCUUCGCUGGUUGGCAGCUCCUCUUGACCUGAGCCAGGAUGAAUGACAUCCAGGAGGCCACCUCCCCUGCAACCAGCCUCAGCGGUCCAGCUACCUGUGUCUCCAAAGUAGAGCUGCGUGUGUCUUGCAAAGCCCUGCUGGACCGAGACACGCUGAAUAAAUCAGACCCCUGUGUCAUACUAAUGGUACAGACCAACGGACAAUGGACAGAGCUGGACAGAACAGAGGUGAUCAAGAGCAACUUGCACCCGGUCUUUGCCAAGGUUUUCUCUCUGGACUACUACUUUGAGGAGGUUCAGAAGCUGCGAUUUGAAGUCUACGACAUCCAUGGCACUCACAGCAUCGGGACCCGUGACGACGACUUCCUUGGUGGGGUGGAGUGCACUCUUGGCCAGAUCGUGGCCCAAAAGAAGAUGGUGAAGCCUUUGUUGCUGAAGUACGGGAAAUAUGCUGGAAAAUCCACCAUCACGGUGCAUGCUGAGGAAAUUUCUGGCAACAACGGAUAUGUGGAGUUCUCCUUCUGUGCCAAGAAGCUCGAUGAUAAGGAUCUCUUCAGCAAAUCAGACCCAUUUUUGGAAAUAUACCGAAUCAAUGAUGAUGAAACUGAACAGCUUGUGCACAGAACUGAGGUGAUUAAAAACAACCUGAACCCUGUGUGGGAGCCCUUCAAAGUGUCUCUCAUAUCCCUGUGCAGCUGUGAUGAGGACCGGAAGCUCAAGUGCCUAGUGUGGGAUUAUGACUCCAGGGGGAAGCACGACUUCAUUGGCGAGUUCUACGCCACUUUCAGGGAAAUGCAGAAAAUUUCCAGUGGAAAUAAGGUGACGUGGGAUUGUGUGAAUCCCAAGUACAAACAGAAGAAGAGAAAUUAUAAAAAUUCAGGAGUUGUCAUCCUCAGUGACCUUAAGCUCCACAGAGUGUACUCCUUCCUAGAUUACAUCAUGGGAGGAUGCCAGAUUCACUUUACGGUUGCCAUUGAUUUCACAGCAUCCAAUGGAGACCCCAGGAACAGCUGCUCAUUGCACUACAUCAACCCUUACCAGCCCAACGAGUACCUGAAGGCUCUGAUAGCAGUGGGGGAGAUCUGUCAAGACUAUGAUAGUGACAAAAGAUUUUCAGCUUUGGGGUUCGGUGCCAGAAUCCCUCCAAAUUAUGAGGUGUCUCAUGACUUCGCCAUUAAUUUUAACCCAGAGGAUGAUGAAUGUGAAGGGAUCCAAGGGGUGGUUGAGGCCUACCAGAACUGCCUUCCUAAGAUCCAGUUGUAUGGACCAACCAAUGUUUCUCCCAUCAUCAACAGGAUAGCCAAACUGGCAGCAGGCGAUGGCAACAUUAAAGAUGCUUCUCGAUACCACAUCCUGCUCAUCCUCACGGAUGGGGUAGUGACAGACAUGGCAGACACGCGUGAAGCCAUUGUACGAGCCUCCUACCAGCCUCUCUCCAUAAUCAUUGUUGGUGUGGGUAACGCAGACUUCACAGACAUGCAGAUUUUGGAUGGAGAUGAUGGAGUCCUACGCUCACCAAAGGGCGAGCCGGUCCUCCGGGACAUUGUGCAAUUUGUGCCCUUCAGAGACUUCAAAACGGCUUCUCCUGCAGCCCUGGCCAAAUGUGUUCUGGCAGAGGUGCCCAAACAAGUAGUGGAGUACUACAGCCAUAAGGCCAUCUCCCCCAUGUGUCCGAUGAGGGACUUAUCCACGCCAAUCCUCAGCCCACUUGCCACCACCCCAACAGAAUAACAACCCACCCUGUUCCUGGGACCAAGCUUUGACCACGGCACCAGUCGGGCAAACUGAGGGGGAGAGAGGACGCAUGCCUCGCUACUUUGGACAAAAACUGAAGAGAAAAAUCUUUCUAGAUGUGUUGUUAUUCAUUUAUUUCAUCUUUCACUCCUAGCGAAGUGUUUACACAAGGACAGUACGGCUGAGACUGUGGGUUAUAUUUCUCUUCUCGGUGUGGAUCUAGCACUUCUCCCUGGCUGUGCAAAUUGACCAUCCAGCUGUUUCAGCAUCAUGAGCCCUGAAGGAUUAUGUUUUUUUUUUUUUUCCCUAAUCUUUAUGCAUGCGGGCCAAUCCCUCAGUCCUGAUCCAUCGACUGGAUGCAGGCUCAUUAUUCCUCUCUGCCCAUGAAAUUCAGCACCUCAACUAUGUGUUACUGUGUUCCUUAUCUAAAGAUCAUUUUAAAGAUGUUCUGUACAGUGUGUCGCAAUCAAAAUUAGAUUGCUCAAUUUGAACAUGCUGACAAUACUUCAUUCAGAUGUUAUAAAUGAGUCACAGGAAGUAAAAAGAAGACAUGCCGCCUUUUCUCAGUUCCGACCCAUUAUAACAUUCACCUUCCCUCUUAUACCCUGUAAGUCUGUCUGGCUACAGAGCUGGAAUUCUUAAUUACAGACAUUAUUUCCAGAGAUGCACAGAUUAUAAUUUCAAAAUCAACCUGCCAUGAUUUGACACUGGAAUAAAACUCCUAAUAUCUGUUUCUAAAACUUAAAGCUCUAUUCCAAUGUGCACCAGCCAUUCUCAACAAACCAAAAACUGCCCUGUAAGACCAAUGAAUGAUGCUACCCCUCCAAAAGCAAGUAAUGCUGAGUGUGUUUGGCAGUUACAAGGUAGAGGUUGCCAAAUUAGUGUACUCUGCUUAAAAUAAUUAGCUAAAUAACAAUAAUUAAUUCCCCAGUAAUCAGCCCCAAAAAAACAGGUGAGAAAACAGCAGCAAUGGAAAUAUCUUUGUUUAGGUCUGAUGUGUCCCCACUUCUGACCUUGUACAUCUGUGAAACUGUAAGAGACAUAAUAACUUUAACAAUGUUUGAUAUUUGCUAUAGCUUGAGUUCUUUGACUGCUUUUUUUUCUGUUACAGCUAACAAGUCACAGCCAUACAGAGUACACAGGCAAGUCAUCAGCUUGCUUGUUGAAGGGGAAGAUGUGUUUGGGUCGCUGUACAAUAACAGAAGGUUGCAAACAGCUGCUUUUUCUGAUGUUAGCUGCAAACAAAGCCAGGGAAACAUUUCUCUCCAAGAGAAGAAGAAUGAUCGCACCCUAUUUUUGGUCUUUUGUCAAGUGGCUAUGGUAUAAGCUGUGAAAAUCAUGCUUUAUUGCCAGGUGAAUCCUUUUUCUCUGAAUUGUCUGUUAUUGUUGUCACCAAGCCACUAAGCCAGUCAUCAUGCAGGUAGCAUUCUUCACAUUUUUGCAGUAUAUUUCAUUUUUUCUGCUGCUUUUUACAUGCAAUAUAAUUCUACUCAGUGUUUCAUAAGGAAUUUGACUGGAGAACAUACAGAUUAGAUCAAAUGAAAGCACAAAGCCAGCCACAGUGAGGGCUGCAACACACAGUAAUGCUCAUAAAAACAGCUCUGGAAUGUGUUAUAUCAGUUAAAUUUACAUCAGAAUAUAAGAAAUCUAAAAAAAAACUGUAUCAUUAAUAUCAAAUUAUCAAAAGAUUUCUUACCAUAUAAUUGGCAUUAAAUGUUUGCUCAUCGUUGUACACGUGCAUCUCCAGGACAAACUAUUCUGUGAAUCUAUUCUUUUUAUAUUCUAUUUUCUAUUUCCAAGUAACUCUUGCCUGAAGAAUCACUAUCUACACGAACAGAUGCAUUUGAUUUUUCUGCUGUUCAGCUUCACAGUGGUCACGUAUUCAGAAGGCUAUAGAUUCACAUCCACUUACCCUGCCAGACUGUCUUCACAGUGCGGCCUGUAACAGGAUAUGGGCUCAGUGUUUUCCAGAGGAACCUGUUAAUGCUACACAAAGAGAACCAGAAGCUCUCACUAAGCAGUGAAAACUAUUUGCUGUUUUGAGAUGCUGUUUUGUUUUCAUUGUAAAUAUCUGUAUGAAUACUAGCGUCUAACUAACCAAGAGAGGAGAGAUGAUUCAAGUCAAAUGUAAUUACAUUUUCAGGGAGUGCGCAAAAUAGUCAAACAAACAAGAAAGUAAAAGAGUUGGAUAGAGUGAAUGUUUUCACAGUUUUGAAAGAGGCAUGCUCCUACCAUUUAAAGGUUUUUAUCACUUAUGCAAAGAACCUUAACACUGCCCCCCCCCCCCCCCCCCCCCGCUUUAUCAAGCUGACUGAACAGCUUAUUAUCAAGCAUCUUUAAGAGCAUGAAUUUCAAAAUAUUUCUGUGGUUUCAAUUAAGUAUGAACGCCACAAAGUCUCUCAAAGCUAAACAAAUUUAUUGUAAUUCAUUUUCUUGUCUUAUUUGUUUGCAUAUAAAAACACAUAUUUCACUGUGUUAAAGAAGUACACUUUUUAGACCCAAAGAAUGCAUAAUAUCCUCCUUAAAGUGACACAUUUUAUGAAUAAAGCUCAAAACUGGUUGCUCAUACCAGAGGUCUGACUGAACAGCAUCAACAACAGUAAUGCUCCAUUGCUUUCACCUUGCAGCAUAAACACUGAAUAGAUGAUUUACUGUCUGUUCUAGUAAUGACUCUAUAUUUUGUAUAUUUAUUUUGUGUUCUUGCAUUUAUCUUAAAUGGUGUAAUUGUGCAUCUGAAUGUUGACUCAUUCUCUUGGCGAGAAUCCAAGCUAACACUGCCAUUAAAUGCAUAGGAAGAAUAUCUAGUCUUUAUAGCCACUCUCACAUACACACACACACACACACACACACACACACACACACACACACACACACACAUUCACCCCCAAGCUACAAAUAUUAAUCUGACUUUGAUUUGUCCUCUAGAGCUUCAGCAGCCUUCCCCUGAUACAGAUAUUGACUACUCAUGAAUGCACCCUAAACACAGCUAGCUCUGCUGUUGGCUGCUCUCUGAACUCCUUUGAAGAUCACAACUACUGAGGGUUCUUCUGUCACUGUGGAUCACAGGAUGAGGCCUAUUGAUUCAGCAGGCCUAGAUUUGGAGCCAUACUCAGUUACUUGUAAGUUAUGGUGGGACUUUGGUCUCAAGACUGAAGCUCGGCUCCACGUGGCUGGUUUACAACAGGGAGAAAGAGAAAAUGGAUGCCACAAAUAGGAAAUACUCUGCUGGAAUAAAUAGCAUUUGACAUUAUAGGAUUCCUGGUUCUCAAAAGAUUCAUAGCGCAUAAAAUGUGACCAAAAAGUUCCCAUUCUUAGAUAAUAAUUACUAUCACAAAAAAGUAAAAUAUUUUGAAAGCUUUGAUCUAUGAAAGCAAUGUUGUGGUUUCCCAUAAACCUUCAGUGGCUACUUAAUCUGACUAAAUAAUAAGGAGUUGCAGAUAUCAGUCUAUACAGUAUCUGUUCCUUGAGGGCAAACCAGCUCACAUAUUGAUAUCUAAAAGGCACUGGCACUUCUUCCAUGAUUCGUGCCUUGGCAAUUCACUCCUUGUCCCCUAUUACCUGUAUCGCUUUAUUGCUACUUUGCCUCAGGUUAUGAGCUGCACCAGCUCAAAUGGUUCAUUACCCCGUACUCUUAACAUUUUUAUGAAAUGUGAUUUUACAGUUGAGAGAUGACUGACCUCGAAACAUACGCAAUUUUAUUGCUUUAUCUAAUACUUUUUUUGUUAUUUUAAAAAAUUAGUUUUAUUAUCAAAUAAGUAAUAUAAGACUUAUAAAAUAUGUCUUUUCUCAGUUCAAAUACCAAUAUAAUGAGUCAUUCAAAUGUUUCAUGCCCUCUUGAGGUUAUCUGAAUUACAAAAUAUAUUAUAAUAUAUAAUAUAUGUCUUAUGGUAAUACAUAUUAAAGAGUCAUGCAUCGGUCUUAAAUGCCUUGCCAGAUUUGCUCUAAACAAAUUCCUCUUUGUACCAUCUUUGAAAAUUAUUUUUUAAUUAUUAUCUUUUUCAUUUAGUGUUAAGUUUCAUUGCAACCAUGUAAAAAAUGCUAAAGUAUUCAAAUAAUAUCAUUGUGUUUUUGUGUGCAAGAGCUAGCUGAGCCAUGUGAUGUCGUCACUUUAAACAGCUUCAUGAGAAAAUACAUUCAUGUCUUAAUGGGAGCCCAUCAUUUGUGCCACAGUGGGGCAGACAACAGUGAGCUGAAACACUGGAGACAAUAAGACCACAGUUCAUGUGGCCAUCUUGCACUGUGGAUUAAAACAAAGCUAGGAAGAAUCCAUUGAGCUGCUUAUUUCCCUUAUCUAUACUUGCACCAUUGUCAGCCAAAAUUAACGAGUUAUAGGUUUUACACCAAACUAAUGUAUUUGAAAUUUCCCAUACACACACACACACACAUGCACGUGCGCGCACACACACACACACACACACACACACACACACACACACGGCCUCUCUCUCUCUCUCUUUCACCCAUCCACUGUUAAUCAGAACAAGGUUUGCAUCUCAAAAACCUAAUAUGCAACUGGUGUAACUGCAGCCCUGUGGGUGAGAAGCAGCCCAUGCAUCAUUAAUAAAUAUUUGAUUUCUUAAAAAAGGAUUAAAAGGGAUUUAUUGCAUGCUUACUUUAAUUGUUACGAUGUGCUGUGCAGUCAUUCCUUUGGAUUGUAUGAUAUGCUAAUAUGCAAGCCUGCAUUUGCACAACCCUCUGUUCUUGUAGUUUACGCUCUCUGUCUUGCAGUUAGGUAAAUAAAUCUCAUCAUUUAACUGAAA